AUGUCUGGCAGAGGCAAAGGAGGAAAGGGUCUCGGAAAAGGUGGCGCUAAGCGACACAGGAAGGUCCUUCGUGACAACAUCCAGGGCAUUACCAAGCCUGCAAUUCGUCGCCUUGCUCGCAGGGGAGGCGUGAAGCGUAUUUCCGGCCUCAUCUAUGAGGAGACUCGCGGGGUGCUGAAGGUAUUCCUGGAGAACGUCAUCCGGGACGCCGUCACCUACACCGAGCAUGCCAAGAGGAAGACUGUGACCGCCAUGGACGUAGUUUAUGCUCUUAAGCGCCAGGGCCGCACUCUCUAUGGCUUCGGAGGUUAA
Molecule: messenger RNA, 312 nt
Organism: Pelobates cultripes (western spadefoot toad)
Lineage: Eukaryota; Metazoa; Chordata; Amphibia; Anura; Pelobatidae
Source: the annotation of a GenBank genome assembly